Messenger RNA from Auxenochlorella protothecoides, 1038 nucleotides. Its product is annotated as Glucose-repressible alcohol dehydrogenase transcriptional effector. Gene Ontology annotation, molecular function: 3'-5'-RNA exonuclease activity. The record is from RefSeq and is a predicted model, not a curated record. The transcript has 3 exons. NCBI's taxonomy places the organism in Eukaryota, Viridiplantae, Chlorophyta, Trebouxiophyceae, Chlorellales, Chlorellaceae. The coding region runs from base 1 to 1038 and encodes 345 amino acids.
AUGUCGGUCACGUACUGCACCCUGGCCUCCCUGGCCGCGGGCCUGAUCCUGCACCUGAUUCAUCGGAAGUUAAAACAUGUCCGGGCUCGGGCCAACCUCCUUGCGGCCGGCCAGUCCCUGACCUCUGGGCUCGGGCAGCUCUCAGUGCUCUCCUACAACAUGCUCACUGAUGCUCCCGGGCGUGCCAAGACGCUGAGGGCCGUGUCCCCGGAAGCGUUAGAAUGGAGCCACCGCUGGAGGCUCCUGUCAACCCAGAUCAGUGGGAGUGACGCCGACAUCAUCUGUCUGCAGGAGGUGUCCAUGCACAGCUGGCAAGAGCUGGUGGACCUGCUCUCGAGCCGGGGGUAUCAUCCGGUCCUGCAUACCCGGUCGGCGGCCCAGCCCCCGGACUCAUGCAGCAGCGUGCUGGCGGUCUUUUACAAGGAUGCCAAGUUUGCCCUGGAGUGGACCCAGGAGGCGCAGCACGGGCUGCUGGUCUGCCUGCAGCACAGGGACGAUGCGCCGUGCCAGGAGCCCUCCGCCUCGUCGCUGAGGAGCAGCGACUACCUCCACGUCGUGAAUGUCCACCUGGAGGCCUCGCCCCUGCUCCCAGGCAGCCGCCUGCACCAGCUGAAGGCCAUCCUUGGGCUGCUCUCCGAGAAGUUGGGAAGCCGCAAGGCCGCUGCCGCCGCCCAGCUCGUCCUGGCGGGGGACCUGGGCAGCACGCGACAGGCUUCCCCCUGCGCAUUCCUCUCUUCUGGCAGGGUGGACGCGCACUGGACGGAGGCCGGCCUGCCAAAGGUGGGACUCAAUCGGGAGAGCCUGGAGCACGCCUUCCCUCUGCAGGAGGCUUACCAGGCGGGGCAGCGCCUGCCCCAGGGGAAGGCGCAGGUGCCAUACCGAGACACCGACUUCAUCUGGUGCAGCCGAGGGGGGCGUGUGGUGGCCGUGCUGGAUCCCAUGCCGGCAGGACUGAGGCAUGGGGCACCGCAUGCGAGCCUUCCAAACAGCACCGUCCCCUCUGACCACACGCCCAGGGGGGCCAUCCUGCAAAUGUGA